CUGUCGUCACCGCGGUCACGUUUCUUUACGUUGUGUGUCGUCGCCGUUUGACGGUAUGUGGAAAGUAGCAAUGUCGGAGGAGGUUGGGAAGGCGCUACAGUCGGUAGUGGAGCGGGUGAACCAGGCGGCGGCACGGCGGCCCAAGACGCUACCGAUUGUGCCGCCUCGCCUCGUCGCCGUCAGCAAGACAAAACCUCCGGAGAUGGUCGUGGAGGCCUACAAACAAGGGCAGCGCAACUUUGGAGAAAACUAUGUUAAUGAGCUUGUGGACAAAGCUUCAGAUCCUCUGAUUUUAGAAUCAUGUCCAGAAAUCAAGUGGCAUUUCAUCGGCCAUCUACAGAAGAACAACGUCAACAAACUUUUGGGCGUGCCCAACCUGUUCCUGGUGGAGACGGUCGACUCGGCCAAACUGGCUGACAAGGUCAACAGCUCGUGGCAGCGCAUCAGAGGGGCGAGUUCGCAGAGGCUAAAGGUCAUGGUGCAGAUCAACACCAGCGGAGAGCAGAGCAAACACGGGCUUCCACCAGACGACACGGUCGACACGGUGAAGCACAUCGUGUCUCAGUGUCCAGCCCUGAUCUUCUCAGGACUCAUGACCAUCGGACGCUACGGAUACGACCUCACGCUGGGACCAAACCCAGACUUUCAGAUGCUGCUGAGUCGGAGGCAGGAGCUGUGUGACAGUCUGAAGCUGCCUCUGGAGGAGGUAGAACUCAGCAUGGGGAUGUCUACAGACUUUGAACAUGCGAUCGAGGUGGGCUCCACCAACGUGCGAGUGGGCAGCAUCAUAUUCGGCAACAGGGAGUAUCCCAACAGCGCGGCCAACACUCCAAACCCCAGUCCGGCUCCCAGUCCGGCUCCCAGCCCGGAGAAAACCUCCAAGACGGUGUCGGAAGAAGCCGCCAAGAAGAUGAAGCACCUUACCGUGUCUGAACACUAGGAAGAGCUUGUUUUCCUCUGAAAUACCUUUAAGAAAAUAUUAAUAAUAAUUUAAAAAAAUUCAAAAAUAAAAAUCUCUUCACGUGCGAGCUGAGCGGAGCAGUGAUGCAGACCACUUCCACCUCCAGCCGUGUGGAGCUGGGAUUGCUGCGUAAGUUUGGAAGAGCACUUGCCUAAUCCUCUUCACUUUUUGUGUGCCCUUCUUGCUCUUUUAAGCAUUUAAAAAGCGGCAUUCGGUACAGAGGUAGUUGAACCUUUUUUAACAGUAGUGUCUAACAGGUGUUAUUACCCUUUAGUGCUCUGACUUCCUCCUCAUGGAAACCUAUUAGUGAAGCUACAAGUCAAACACUGGCGACUUACGGAAACUUGAUUUCACAGGAGCUAGGUGAGGGUUUGUUGUGAUAUUUUCUACCUUUCCAACCCGACAUGUGACAGUGCUGAAACGUGUGUCCCACAGAUCAGGAACUCCACGCAGUACAAAUGUACCGUUUUUGUUGUACAGUUGAAGCAAAGACUUGAUUUAAUAAAUCAUUUACCCUUUAUAACGACGCAUAGUAUUGUGAUAUUGUUUCGUACGGUGUGCCAAAUGUGUCAGAAAUCUAUUCUUGAUAUUAACGAAACCCGAGAGUAAAACCCCCCAAGUUCUGUUUCCGUGUACCAGUCCUGUGUCCGUGCCGUGGUGUUUGUCGGAGAUUGAGAGUAAACCUAUGCAAAGUGGUGUUUUUGAUUUUUUUUUUUUGCACUGCAGCAGCGGUUUCCUCAAAGAUGUCACAGGGUCGGUGUGUGUUCCUGUCUCCAUGAAAAGUGCGCUGAUUUGUCGAUGAUUUAAAGAAAAAAAAAAAAGGUUGUUGUGAGGUUGUGUUCACGAGGCGUCUCAGCAUUGUUUGGUUUGGAAUCGAAGCUCUGAAGGGAAGCCAAAGCCAAGCAAUAAAUUUUACUGUUGAAAAUUUC
Messenger RNA from Stegastes partitus (bicolor damselfish), 1890 nucleotides. It is a transcript of the gene plpbp, whose product is annotated as pyridoxal phosphate binding protein. Gene Ontology annotation, cellular component: intracellular anatomical structure. NCBI's taxonomy places the organism in Eukaryota, Metazoa, Chordata, Actinopteri, Pomacentridae. The transcript has 8 exons. Bases 56 to 940 code for a protein of 294 amino acids. The record is from RefSeq and is a predicted model, not a curated record. Gene Ontology annotation, molecular function: pyridoxal phosphate binding.